CCGGCCAGCCCCCUUCACCCCGGCUCAGGGCUCCCGGCCCUCUCCACCGUAGCCGUUGGGGCCGCCGCAGCUCUCCUGACGGUGCCGUGCCUCGCCGCACCAGGCCUUCCCGCCUCCAGCAGCCCCAGCCCGCCGCGCAGGGCCUCGCUCCGCCUCCCGGCGUGGCCUCCCCAGCGCCCUCCGAUGCACGGGCAGGCGGGGGCCGAGAGCUGGGGGCUGAGGGAGGAGCGAGGCGGGGAGGUGCUGCCGGGCUGGGUGAGGGGCGCGGGGCCGUGGGCUCCCUCCCGCUAAGGGGAGGGCGGAAGUGAAAGAGGUGCCUGGGUCAGGGAGGUUCCGCAGGAGUGAUGGAAGCAGGAGGAGGGCUAGAUGAAGUAUUCUGCUGUACUACAGUUUAUGGGCUGCAGGAUGGGAAUUUGGCUUUGUACAGAUUAUUUACAUGCUCCUAAGCACUUUGUUGCAGCAAGAGGUUUGCCUUCUCCAAGGAUAAAGUCAUGGUUGAAUUGUCUCAUAGCAACUUAGAUAAAACAACAGUUAUUCAACAAAUAAUAUCCUCUUGUUGUGGAGCUAUAAUUACAUCACUGAUUGUAACUCCUCUUGAUGUUAUCAAAACUCGACUGCAAGCCCAAAGCAAUCCAUUCUCCAAAGGUAAGUGUUUUGUAUACUCCAGUGGCCGUAUGGAUCAUAUAUGUGUUUGUGAGAAUGGAAACAACAAAGCCUGGUAUAAAAAACCUGGGCAUUUCAAAGGCACAUUGGAUGCAUCUGUGAAAAUUAUUCAAAGAGAGGGAAUUAAAUCACUGUGGAGUGGACUUCCCCCAACAUUAAUAAUGGCACUUCCUUCUACAGUGAUCUAUUUUACCUGCUAUGACCAACUGAGUGAAGCUCUGAAGUCUAGACCUGAUAUGGAUGAUCAAUACGUUCCAAUUCUUGCAGGUUCCUUAAGCAGAUUUGGUUCAGUUACUGUAAUGAGUCCCCUGGACCUGAUCAGAACAAGAAUGCAGUAUCGCAGGUUGUCUUACAAGCAGCUGUACAUGUGCAUCAGCAGUAAAGUGGCUGCAGAUGGAUGGCUUUCCCUGUGGGGGGGCUGGAGUUCUACUCUUCUGAGAGAUAUACCUUUCUCAGCAAUGUACUGGUCUAAUUAUGAAACUUUCAAGAAGAUGCUGUGCAAGGAAGUUGGUGCACAGGAACCAACAUUUCUUAUUGCUUUUACUUCAGGAGCUGCAUCUGGCUCUAUUGCAGCUAUCUUAACUCAGCCAUUUGAUGUAGUGAAAACACAUAGGCAGACUGGACUUUGGGAGACUGAGACCUUAAAAAUUCCACAGAGGCACUGUACGUCAACCUGGGCAGUUAUGAGGAAAAUUGUCACUAAAAAUGGGAUUACUGGACUAUUUGCUGGUAUGACUCCACGGCUGUUUAAAGUUGCUCCUGCUUGUGCCAUAAUGAUCAGCACAUAUGAAUAUGGAAAGUCUUUCUUUUCUCAUUUACAUGAAAAAAUGGACUAACAUCCUUAAUUCUCCUUCCUCGAACUGAGAGAAGUAAAAAUAUAUGGUAAAAUGUGCCAAAUUUCAAUCUGUCAAAGUAUCUUCUUGAAUUCCCAGUGAAUUCUUGUCGUUAUAUUUGGUAACUAAAUAAAUUUGGUAACUAAAUUUGGUAAACUAAACUAAAACUAUAAGCUUCAUUUACAAUUGUUUCACAAUGGACAAAUUCACUUUUUCCUCUUUUCAUAAGACUUAUGAAAAUGCACAUGACCCUCAAAACUACCAUUGAAGAUUUUGUGGCUUCUCUUGCAGCUAAAGAGAAACAAGGAAACAAAGGAGAUAAAAAACAAAAAAAAAAAAGAAAGAACAAACAAACAAAAACCUAGGCUGGACAAAGCAAUAAAGAAAAACCACUGCCACUGUGUUAAUUUUUCAGUCUGACUAAAGAUUUUUCUCAAGUAUUUAAAAUGAUAUUUAUAAAAUGUUUUGGGCUUUAAAUUGGAUGAUAUGAUUAUUAUUCCAUAAAGAGGUUGAUCUAGAGUUAAUUCAAUAAACAGUUAUUUAUUCUUAA
Calypte anna (Anna's hummingbird) is the source of this 2046-nucleotide messenger RNA. RefSeq names its product solute carrier family 25 member 40 (gene SLC25A40). NCBI's taxonomy places the organism in Eukaryota, Metazoa, Chordata, Aves, Apodiformes, Trochilidae. Gene Ontology annotation, biological process: mitochondrial transmembrane transport. The transcript has 12 exons. The record is from RefSeq and is a predicted model, not a curated record. Bases 492 to 1499 code for a protein of 335 amino acids.